Saccharomyces eubayanus is the source of this 1302-nucleotide messenger RNA. RefSeq names its product mannosyltransferase YUR1 (gene YUR1). Lineage: Eukaryota; Fungi; Ascomycota; Saccharomycetes; Saccharomycetales; Saccharomycetaceae. The coding region runs from base 1 to 1302 and encodes 433 amino acids. Gene Ontology annotation, cellular component: membrane; Golgi apparatus. Gene Ontology annotation, molecular function: alpha-1,2-mannosyltransferase activity. The transcript has a single exon. The record is from RefSeq and is a predicted model, not a curated record. Gene Ontology annotation, biological process: cell wall mannoprotein biosynthetic process; protein N-linked glycosylation.
AUGGCAAAUAAAGGCUUACUUUAUGUCCUUGGCAUUUUUUUACCACUAUGGACUUUUUUGAUCUGUAUUUUUUUCAAACAGAUAUUCCUCAUACAUAAAAGUCAAAACAUUGAUAAUUCAUAUACUUAUCUAUCCCAAAGGGCAAAAGAGCAAUAUGACUCAAGCCGAAGAAGAAACUACUUCCCGGAUUUGAAACUGUCUCGUAAUAGUUAUGAAGACUACACUUUAGAUUAUAGAAGACAAGAUGAAUUUGGUUGCUUUUAUCAGAGGGAAAAUGCAACGAUACUGAUGUUAGUGAGAAACUCAGAAUUGGAAGGGGCGUUAGAUUCUAUGAGAUCCUUAGAAGAUAGAUUCAAUAAGAGAUACCAUUACGAUUGGACGUUCCUCAAUGACGUUCCCUUUGACCAAGACUUCAUUGAAGCCACUACAGCCAUGGCAAGUGGGAAGACCCAGUACGCCUUAAUCCCGCCUGAGGAUUGGAACCGACCACAAUGGAUUAAUGAAACAUUAUUUGAGGCUAGACUACACGAGAUGGAGACAGAGGGUGUCCUAUACGGUGGAUCCAGGUCGUAUAGAAAUAUGUGUCGGUUCAAUUCUGGAUUCUUCUUCAAGCAAUCGAUAUUGAAUAACUAUGAUUAUUAUUUUAGAGUGGAACCUAAUGUCGAGUACUAUUGCGAUUUCCCGUAUGAUCCAUUCAGGGUCAUGAGAUUGAAAGGUAAAAAAUACGGGUUUGUCAUUUCAUUGUAUGAAUACGAAGAGACCAUACCGACUUUAUGGAACGUCGUGGAGGAAUAUUUGGAGACGAAUGAAGGGAAAAUCCUGAGUAAAGAGGACAGCGCUUAUGCGUUUUUGACCGAUUCAAACUUAGUCGGGAAGUAUUAUCCUGUUGUUGAGGCAAACUCCGAUUACAAUUUGUGUCAUUUUUGGUCAAAUUUCGAAAUCGGUGACUUGAAUUUUUUCAGAAGUGACGAAUACAAGACCUUUUUUGAGACAUUGGACUCCAAGGGUGGGUUUUAUUACGAGAGAUGGGGGGACGCACCGGUGCAUUCCAUUGGCGUGUCCCUGUUACUAAGGCCAGACGAAAUCAUUCAUUUUGAUGAGCUUGGCUAUUUCCAUUCACCAUUCGGUACCUGUCCGGCAUCUCACGCAGUAAGGCUCGACCAACGAUGUAGAUGUAAGAGUGAUGACGUGAGCGUCAUAGACAUAGAGCCACACAGUUGCUUGAUGAGGUGGUGGAAAAAUGGGAGCGGCAAACACUUUCUAAAAGAGGUGCAAGGCAGGAAUUCUGAAUAUGUCUUGUAA